CUUCGUCAAUAAUUCCUAUAUAUAGGGCGUGCUUUAUCUAAAGAAAGGUUGGACAAGGAGAAGGAAUCUUGUUUCCUCAUCAUCUCAUAAUCAUGGAAAACACUACAUUUUGCUGCAUGCUUGUCGGAUCUGCUGGCGCUGGGAAGUCUUCCUUUAUCAACACGUUGAUAAAGUACGUCAAUACAACUAAGGAGUCAGGGCAGAAGAUGAAAAGCUACAUACCGACUGCAAAGUCACAAGUAAUGGGUGGACAUACCAUGACGCGAGAGCCGAUCAAAUUGACGGACGACCUGAUUAUAGUAGACAACCGUGGAUGGCACGACUGGAACAACGAAGCUGCCUUAAAAGAGCUAUCUGCUCAAAUUCAUGGCAACAGGUCAUUUGACGAUGAUGUAAAAUGGGAUGAUGAUAGCGAGUCAGCUACCGACGACGAAUCAGAAACAACACUGGCAAUUACUGAUAAAGUAGACUGCACCGCGCUCGUCUUAAACGGAAUUGGAGGAAUCGAUGCAGUUGAAAACAUCACUGAGCUCAUCGAGACAUGCCGCAAAAAUACCAAGCGGCCACCAUCUAUCGUGAUAACCCACAAAGAUGCGAUAUCGGAUGAAGAAGUCAAAAAAAUGAUCGUGUUCCUAGAAAGCGAGCAAAUCGACCAGGAAAAAAUAUUCGUCGUUAAGAACGUCACAUCGAAGGAUGAAAGUCUCGAUGAUAACACAAGGUCAUGUAUUUGUGAUUUCAUCGGAAGUUGUCGGGAUGAUGGUCAAGCCGGUGCUUCAGCUCACAGAAGAAGGGAGAAUGUGGAGGAGAAACGGGAGAAGAAAAAAGCUCUCGUGGAGCAAAAAGAGAUUGCAAGGAUCCAACAAGAGCUACAAAAGACGAAGAUAACUGAAGCUAAAGCGCGAUUAGAAAGUGAAACAGAAACUAAGAAGGAAAUGGAUAGCAUGAAAGAAGCGGCUUUAAAAAGAGAAAUAGAGAGUGCUGAAAGAUUGCAAGAUAUGUCAGAAGCAAACCGCAAAAAAAUGAAUGACCUUAGCCUAAAGAAUCAAUCAGAUUUUUACGAGCACCAAAAAAUUCUCUUGAAGGAAUUAUAUGAAGGUCGAUUAAGAAAAUAUUAAAUAUCUCAAGAAAACGAAAUCCUGAAAAAACAAUCUCCUUAUUUCCUAAAGAAAAAGCUCGUGGAUGAGCUGUUUGGGUUUUGCAGUAUAAUAUUAAUAAUAAUAAUAAUAAUAAUAAUAAUAAUAAUAAUAAUAAUAAUGUAAACUUAUAAAGCGCACUUAUCCAUUCUAAAAGACUCCUCAAGGCGCUCUUGUACAACAUCAAAAUAUUUAUACAAUAUUAAAACUACGACAUAA
Molecule: messenger RNA, 1352 nt
Organism: Strongylocentrotus purpuratus (purple sea urchin)
Lineage: Eukaryota; Metazoa; Echinodermata; Echinoidea; Camarodonta; Strongylocentrotidae
Exons: 4
Coding region: 93-1115 (340 amino acids)
Source: RefSeq, a predicted model, not a curated record